Diutina rugosa is the source of this 1440-nucleotide messenger RNA. RefSeq names its product ubiquitin-protein ligase. Gene Ontology annotation, molecular function: ubiquitin-protein transferase activity. Bases 1 to 1440 code for a protein of 479 amino acids. Gene Ontology annotation, biological process: proteasome-mediated ubiquitin-dependent protein catabolic process. Gene Ontology annotation, cellular component: GID complex; cytoplasm; nucleus. The record is from RefSeq and is a predicted model, not a curated record. Lineage: Eukaryota; Fungi; Ascomycota; Pichiomycetes; Serinales; Debaryomycetaceae. The transcript has a single exon.
AUGAGCCACCUUGAAACGCUCACCCUGGAGAUCAAUGCCUACGACAAGGCACUGCACUCCCUCGAAUCACUCUACCAGGAGCUGGAAGACCUUUUGGCCGAGCUCCGCCACUGGGAAAGCGUCCUCGAGGCCGACGCCACCGCGACCCCUGAUCUUACCCCCGCCACCUCCAAAUGGUACAAGCUGAGUAUCCAGGGACUUAAACGAUACAAUCCAGCAAUUAACCGGUUUAAUAAGAAUGUGGUGAGCAAUCCCAAGUUCAAAGCUGACGUUGAUGACGCUUAUAUCUACAAAUUGCCCAUGGCGAACCACCCGCAGCCGCCACCAAAACUGCUGCUCGUACCGCUGGCUCCAGAGAAACUCCACUAUGAAAAUAAGCUUGAAUUGACCAAAGCAAUCGUGCUUCACUUGCUUAAAAACGGCCACUGUGAAGUGGUUCAGGAUUUAUUGGAUGAAGUAGUUGACGGUGGUGGUGGCCCUGUGAACGACGAAGCCCUCGCCCGUUUCCGUGAUUUGAAGCAUAUCCUUGACAGCAUUACUAAGCAUCACAAUCUUGCGCUGGCGCUUGAUUGGUUCGCUCAAUACUCUCUGAAUUCUGAUCGCUCGUGGUGUAUCGGAUUCAAGUUCCACGUACUUCAAUACGUGCUUUUACUCAACCAACCAGACAAACUGGCGAUGGCCAACGCUGCCGAGGCGUCUGCCUACGCUCAACGACAUUUCCCUCACUACUCUAAGCGGUAUUUCCAUGAGAUCGCAAUGUUGGCGCCUUUACUCGUAUACCAACGGGAACACGCCACCAACUUCUUUGCCUAUCUCCACAAAUCUCACUUGGUGCGGCUUCUGCUGAAUCUGUCGCCAGAACUGACGUUUGUCGUCGAUUUGCUUGACCGGUUUCAACAAGUUCACGACUACGAAGAAGUGUUUGUUAAUCUAGCCCACGAGUUUAUGCUGGAGUUUUGUGAACAGCUUGGUCUCUCGGAUGACUCGCUGCUUUUCCAAGCAGUGCUUGCUGGGUUUGUCUACAUGCCGCUGUUUUACAAAUAUAACCAGAUCCAGACUAAGCUUGGCAAGACGCCGCUGGAACCGGACUCAUCGCAGUUUGUCACUAACCUGAAGGGAGAGACGGUGGCUGCCUAUACUUACGACCUUCCGUUCCAGCUUUCCGAUGCUCCCCGCUUCCUCUGGCGAUACCACCCCAUAUUCAUCUGUCCCAUCUCCAAGGAGCAGCUCAUACCGAUCACUGGGGAAAGCGCUGCUGCAGGAGGUAAUGGUCAACCUCACGAUAACCCCGUGGUGGUUUUGGAUCACUGCCAGCACGUGGCGUUAAAGGAUUCAGUGUGGCAAUUACUGAAGAAGGGUGUCGAUAUGUUCAAGUGCCACUAUUGCUAUAAGAAGCAUAAGAUGUCGGAGGUUAAAGAUGCCUAUUUCAUUGAUCUAUGA